AUGUGCGGGAUUUGGGCUACAUUCGGCAUCAAUGGAGUUGCAAACUUCAAGUGCGUUGAAUGUUUGUUUAAAAUCGUUCAUCGCGGACCUGAUGCUUGGCGAAUCGAACAAGAUGCCAGAGAACCAAAUAUAAUUCUCGGCUUCCAAAGACUUGCGAUCGUUGAUGGCCUUUAUGGAAUGCAGCCAAUGCGGCUGCAUCAGUACCCUCGAAUAUCACUCAUAUGCAAUGGAGAAAUAUACAACUAUAGGCGACUAAAGGAAGAACACAACUUCUCAUAUGAAACUAACUGUGAUGUUGAAGCCAUUAUUCAUCUUUAUCAGCAAUUCGGUAUCGCCCAGGCCGUAAAAUCUCUUGAUGGAGUGUUCGCGUUUUGUUUGGUAGACGGCGAAAAAAGGAAAGUGUAUAUCGCUAGAGAUCCAUAUGGAGUAAGGCCACUGUUUAAAUUGCAUGACAAAAUAAAUUCAUUUAUGGCGAUUUGUUCGGAAGCGAAAGGCUUAGUAGACCUACGAAAAAUAAGCGAUGAAACAGCAUCAUUAGGACAAUUUCCGCCAGGAUACUUCGAAGUAUAUGAUAUAUUGGACGAAGGAAAAGUUAAACUUAACGUUACAGAGCAAUAUUAUAAACCUGGUUCUGCUCCAUUCUUUAUGCCAUACGUUCCGAAAGAUCAGCUUGCAAAACUUGAUGAUUACGAAAAAACUGCACAUUUAUUAGAGGCUGCUUGUAGAAAGAGACUUAUGUCAGAUAGACGAAUAGGUUGCCUUCUGAGCGGUGGUUUGGAUUCAUCCCUUAUAACAGCCCUGGUUAUGAAGCUAGCAAAGGAAUGUAAAUUACCAUACAAAAUUCAAACCUUUGCUAUAGGUAUGGGGAAUUCUCCGGACUUGGUAGCAGCACGAAAAGUAGCGGAAUACCUCGGAACUGAACAUCAUGAAGUCAUUUUUGAUGAGAACGACGUCGAAAAAGAACUGGAUAAUGUUAUAUAUCACUUAGAAAGCUACGACAUUACAACCAUUAGGGCCAGUAUGCCGAUGUACCUACUUGCUAAGUACAUAAAGAAUAAUACAAACACCACCGUUGUAUUUAGCGGUGAAGGUGCAGAUGAACUAGCGCAAGGAUAUAUUUACUUCCGAGAUGCACCAGAUUCGAGCCUCGCUCACGAAGAAAGCAUCCGCUUAUUAUCAGAUAUUUAUUUGUAUGAUGGGCUGCGAGCAGAUCGGACAACGAGUGCGUUUUGCUUGGAACUAAGAGUGCCAUUUUUGGACAUACAAUUUACUAACCACUAUCUUAAUUUAGAUCCUGAAUUGAGAAGACCGCAAAAUGGCGUUGAAAAGUAUUUUCUGCGUAAAAGUUUUGCAAAUAGCGGACUUUUACCUGAUUCGAUUUUGUGGAGACACAAAGAGGCAUUUAGUGACGGAGUGGCUUCCGUGAAGAAAUCAUUAUUCACAACCAUUCAAGAGAUAAUAGAAGAACGUUUACCGAAAAACGCCAACUUCAAGUACCCAGGUGUACAACCAACUACUUCGGAGUCUCUUUACUACCGAUACAUUUUUGAAAAGACUUUCUCCGGUUUACAUAACUUCACGCCCUAUUAUUGGAUGCCCAAGUGGGUACAAGUAUCAGACCCUUCAGCCAGAUUCAUUAAACAUUACGCUGCCAAAGAAUAA
Messenger RNA from Danaus chrysippus (African queen), 1662 nucleotides. NCBI's taxonomy places the organism in Eukaryota, Metazoa, Arthropoda, Insecta, Lepidoptera, Nymphalidae. The record is from the annotation of a GenBank genome assembly.